Messenger RNA from Carlito syrichta (Philippine tarsier), 4050 nucleotides. RefSeq names its product mutS homolog 3 (gene MSH3). The coding region runs from base 62 to 3436 and encodes 1124 amino acids. The transcript is spliced from 24 exons. The record is from RefSeq and is a predicted model, not a curated record. Gene Ontology annotation, molecular function: mismatched DNA binding; ATP binding; ATP-dependent DNA damage sensor activity. Gene Ontology annotation, biological process: mismatch repair; mitotic recombination; somatic recombination of immunoglobulin gene segments. Gene Ontology annotation, cellular component: nucleus. Lineage: Eukaryota; Metazoa; Chordata; Mammalia; Primates; Tarsiidae.
CCGGGAACUGCGGGCUCGCGCUGUCGGCUGGGCCUCGCACCGGCUGUGCACUUGCCCUGCGAUGUCUCGUCGGAAGCCUGCGGCGGGCGGUUGCGGUGCCUCCGGCCCAGCCUCUGCGAGGCAAGCGGUUUUGAGCCGGUUCUUCCAGCGUACGGGAAGUCUGAAGUCCAUCUCCUCCCCCACGGCCACAGGGGGCCAGACGGACCCCGACUCCGCAGCGUCCCGAGCGUCCGCCUUCCCGCUGGUGCAGCCACACCUGGCUGCAAAAAUUGACAGAAGUAAAAAGAGACCUCUGGGAAAUGAUGAACCUGAUAAAAAGAAAGCAAAGAAAGUCCAAGAAAAGGAAGGAGGGAGUGAUUUGGUGUCUGGCAACCCCGAGCAAAAGAGAUGUCUGAGGACAAGGAAUGUUUUAAAAUCUCUGGAAAAAUUGAAAGAAUUCUGCUGUGAUUCUGCCCCUCCUCAAAACAGAGUCCAGACAGAACCUCUUCAGAAGAGAUUUGCAGUCCUGCCAAAAUGUACCGAUUUUGAUGAUAUCACUCUUCUACGGGCAAAGAAUGCAGCCUCUUCUGAAGAUGCCAGGUCUCAAAUUAAUCAAAAGGGCAAGAUGCUUUGUGAUCUCAGUCAGUUUGGAUCAUCACAUAGUCAAGACAAUUUACAGAAAACUUCUGAUUCUAAACCAUCUAAUAAACGAUCCAAAAGCAUCUAUACACCGUUAGAGUUACAAUACAUAGAGAUGAAGCAGCAGCACAAAGAUGCAGUGUUGUGUGUGGAAUGUGGAUAUAAGUAUCGAUUCUUUGGGGAAGAUGCAGAGAUUGCAGCCCGGGAGCUCAAUAUUUAUUGCCAUUUAGAUCACAACUUUAUGACAGCAAGUAUCCCUACUCAUAGGCUGUUUGUUCAUGUUCGUCGCUUGGUGGCAAAAGGAUAUAAGGUGGGAGUUGUGAAACAAACUGAAACGGCAGCAUUAAAGGCCAUUGGAGACAACAAAAGUUCACUCUUUUCCCGCAAAUUGACUGCUCUUUAUACGAAGUCUACACUCAUUGGCGAAGAUGUGAAUCCCCUAAUCAAGCUGGAUGAUGCUAUAAAUGUUGAUGAGAUAAUGACUGAUACUUCUACGAACUACCUUCUGUGUGUCUGUGAAAAUAAGGAAAACAUUAAGGACAAAAAAAAGGGGAACAUUGUUAUUGGCAUUGUGGGAGUACAGCCCACCACAGGUGAGGUUGUGUUUGAUAAUUUCCAGGACUCAGCCUCCCGCUCAGAGCUGGAAACGCGGAUGUCUAGCUUGCAGCCGGCUGAACUACUGCUUCCAUCAGCCUUGUCAGAGCCCACAGAGGCGCUCGUCCGCAGAGCCACUGCUGUCAGUGUGCGGGAUGACAGAAUUCGAGUCGAAAGGAUGGAUAAUGCUUAUUUUGAAUAUAGCCAUGCUUUCCAGGCGGUUACAGAGUUCUAUGCAAAAGAUGUGGCUGACAUCAAAGGUUCUCAAAUGAUUUCUGGCAUCGUUAGCUUGGAGAAGCCAGUGAUUUGUGCUUUGGCUGCCAUAAUAAGAUACCUCAAAGAGUUUAACUUGGAUAGGAUGCUCUCCAAACCCGAGAAUUUUAAACAGCUAUCGAGUGAGAUGGAAUUUAUGACAAUUAAUGGGACAACGUUAAGGAACUUGGAAAUUCUACAGAAUCAGACUGAUAUGAAAACCAAAGGAAGUCUGUUUUGGGUUUUAGACCACACCAAAACUUCAUUUGGAAGACGGAAAUUAAAGAAGUGGGUGACCCGGCCACUCCUUAAAUUAAGGGAAAUCAAUGCCCGGCUUGAUGCGGUGUCUGAAGUUCUCCAUUCUGAAUCAAGUGUCUUCAGCCAGAUAGAAAAUCAUAUGUAUAAGCUGCCCGACCUAGAGAGAGGACUCUGCAGCAUUUAUCACAAAAAAUGUUCUACCCAGGAGUUCUUCUUGAUUGUCAAAACCCUGUAUCAUCUGAAAUCAGAAUUUCAAGCAAUAAUACCUGCUGUCAAAUCCCACGUUCAGUCAGAUCUGCUCCAGACAGUGAUUUUAGAAAUUCCUGACCUACUCAGCCCAGUGGAGCAUUUCUUAAAGAUACUCAAUGAGCAGGCUGCCAGAAUUGGAGAUAAAACUGAAUUAUUCAAAGACCUUUCUGGUUUCCCUUUAAUAAAAAAGAGGAAGGAGGAAAUUCAAGAAGUAACUGAAAAGAUCCAAAUACAUUUGCAGGAAAUAAGAAAAAUACUAAAAAAUCCUUCUGCACAAUAUGUGACGGUGUCAGGACAGGAGUUUAUGAUUGAAAUAAAGAACUCUGCCAUAUCAUGCAUACCAACUGAUUGGAUUAAGGUUGGAAGCACAAAAGCCGUGAGCCGCUUUCACUCUCCUUUUAUUGUGGAGAAUUACAGGCAUCUGAAUCAGCUCCGGGAGCAGCUUGUCCUUGACUGUGGUACCGAGUGGCUUGGUUUUCUGGAGAAGUUUGGGGAGCAUUACCACUCCUUGUGUAGGGCCACGUAUCACCUGGCAACUGUGGACUGCAUUUUCUCCCUGGCCAAGGUCGCCAAACAAGGACAUUACUGCAGGCCAACUGUGCAAGAAGAAAGGAAAAUCAUGAUAAAGAACGGGAGGCACCCCGUGAUCGACGUGUUGCUGGGAGAACAGGAUCAGUAUGUUCCCAAUAGUACAGACUUGUCAGAGGACUCACAGAGAGUAAUGAUAAUCACCGGGCCAAACAUGGGCGGAAAGAGUUCGUACAUAAAGCAGGUCGCGUUGAUCACCGUCCUGGCACAGAUUGGCUCCUACGUCCCUGCAGAGGCGGCCACCGUGGGGAUUGUUGACGGCAUCUUCACAAGGAUGGGUGCUGCGGACAAUAUCUACAAGGGACGGAGCACCUUUAUGGAAGAACUGUCUGACACAGCAGAAAUCAUCAGAAAAGCAACACCACAGUCCUUGGUGAUUCUGGAUGAGCUGGGGCGCGGCACAAGCACACAUGAUGGGAUUGCCAUUGCAUAUGCCACGCUGGAGUACUUCAUUAGGGAUGUAAAAGCCUUAACCCUGUUUGUCACCCACUAUCCACCAGUGUGUGAACUAGAAAGAAGUUACUCACAGCAGGUGGGAAACUACCACAUGGGAUUCCUGGUCAAUGAAGACGAAAGCACACAGGACCCAGGCGAAGAAGAACAAGUCCCUGACUAUGUCACUUUUCUCUAUCAAAUAACCAGAGGUGUUGCGGCAAGGAGUUACGGAUUAAAUGUGGCUAAGCUGGCAGAUGUUCCUGGGGAGAUUUUGGAGAAGGCCGCUCUCAAGUCCAAGGAGCUGGAAGGAUUAGUGAACAUGAAAAGGAAAAGGCUAAAGCAUUUUGCCAAGUUAUGGACGAUACACAGUGCAAAAGACCUGCAAAAGUGGAUGGACGAGUAUGAGAUGGAAGAAAAAGAUUUCUCUUCCCAAUUAAAAUGAAGACCACAUCUUUGAACAAAACAUGAAAAAUUAAAAACACCAACUGUAUACAAUAGCUCCCAAGAGCGCUUUCAAUGUAUGACCUUGAGAUGAUGUCACGGCGGUGGUUGUUCCGAGGCAGAGGCUUUCUGAAGAAAGUCCUUCUCAGGCUUCUGUCCUUCUCACUUCUCCAAGUGUGGAUGCUUUUUAAUACUCAGGCGUCUUUUGUGUAAUUAGAAUAUUUUAUGAACAGUAAAUGUCACAUAAAAUCAACACUGUCUAAAUAAAGUCUUAAUGAUAGGAUGUGGGUCAUGAACUUUUGGAGGGUGAUAUAAAAUCUACUUCAUAUUUUUAUUUCAGUUCAGAUGCUUGGCAGCUGGGUGACUCUGGCAGGAAUUCUACCUUUCCAUUUUAACUGAAAUAAUUUUAUAAUGCUACCAGUUAAUUCACCAAGAACAUAGGGAUUUUUUAAUAAGACAUAGAAUUAUGAAGCUUUUAACAGCUAGAGCAAGGAAAGAAUAAGGCCAUAUGAAUUUGGAAAAGUUAGAUAUUGUCAUAGUUUUAAGCAGUUUAAAGAUUGUUGGAUGAAAUUAUUUACUGUCCACUUGAGUAAUAAAUAUUUAAUGAAUACCUGC